This is a messenger RNA of Daphnia magna, 1893 nucleotides long. RefSeq names its product male-specific lethal 1 homolog. NCBI's taxonomy places the organism in Eukaryota, Metazoa, Arthropoda, Branchiopoda, Diplostraca, Daphniidae. The record is from RefSeq and is a predicted model, not a curated record. Gene Ontology annotation, cellular component: MSL complex. The coding region runs from base 172 to 1785 and encodes 537 amino acids. The transcript is spliced from 5 exons.
AGAUGGCGAAAAACGCAAUCUCGUGUUGACAUACGCAACAUUUCUUCGCACCACCAGUAAAUAGUUGGCUUCACUUUAUUUUGCUAAAACAAUUUUCGUUCAAAUAAUUUCAAAAUCCAUGAUCUUUUGUGAAGUCAUCUUGUUUUCCUAAGUAUUCAAAUUAAUCACGGCAUGCUACUCAUGCGUGGAGCAACAUCUGAUUUGAAAGUUAUGGCCGAAUCUGUCGAUGCGGUGUCUCGGUCAACAGCUUCUGUAGUGCAUACCGAACCAAAUUUUCGAAAAACAAACAAAAACACGCCGACUAACAAGAAUAAUAAUACACCAAGUGAUAAUUUCAAGUCUCAGUCGCCAUCAGAAGACAAGGUUAUCAAAUAUGUUGGACUCCCUUGUGAAACUGAUCACAUGUACCACACCAACUUUGCUGACGACUCCAGCAAGUAUCAGGAACUUGCCAACGAAGUUGCACACCUGAAAGAAUUGGUUCUUUUCCAUUUGGAUCUUAUUCAACAACAAUCUGAAUGCAAUGCAGCAAAAGACAAGCAACUUUCUGCUCUGCGACAUGAAAAUGAAAUGUUGCGGCAAAAGUUGGAAAGAAUGGAAAGAAGAGUGCAAAUGCAAACUACAAAACAAAAGAAUGACAUACCUGUUGAGGAGAACCACGCAUCUGGCAAAGUUACAGACUCCUCUCUACUUCAGGGUGGUAAAGUAAUUGUAAGUAACAGUGUUGCCACACGAACACAGUCCAAAGUUUCAGGUAGCUCUGCAUUUCCCAUACCUGAACAGCAAUCCCUCCCCAUCUGUGACAACAUUUCGGCAGUUGAAGAAAUCCCCCGAAAACGUAUCAAAACAUUGUUGCCAGUGCGAACAAAAUCCUGCCCAAGUCCACCUCCGGCCAAACGACGAAGAACGGCAAAAUCAUUAGAAAGGGAAGAAGAUCAGAAACAUGUAACGCAUCCCGAUGAUAACAUCCUAGAUGAUUUGAUUAACCAAGCCGUCGAAGAAGGCGCCAUCAUCAACCUGACCGACACCAAUGUUCCUAGUGAUCAUAUUAUUGAAGCAAAAGUUGUUUUGGAACCCUGUUCUUUACCUGCCUUAUCGACCAUUGGCGCAAAUGAAUCGGCUUCCACAGAAACUAAUGUAUUGGAGGCUCCUAUCCAUUCAGAACACAAGCGGAUUCAGGAAUGCCUGUCUCAAAAACCUCCUGUUCGUGAAUCCGCCUAUCUGAAAAAAGAAGCAUUAUUGACAACCGAAGAACCCUAUUUAACCCAUCUCGGGGAAUGGUUUAACCAACCGGAAGUUUUAACUAAUGAAGCUCAAGUGGAGGUUCCUCGUUGGGUUAUCAAACCGCUUUCCGGACGGACAUCGACCCAUGGAAUCGAAAACUUGGACGAUGAAAUCUUUUCCAAACGCCAUCAGAAGCACGAAACGGAUGAGAAAAGAAGAAAAAGAUGGGAUCUACAAAGGUUCCGCGAACAGCGUCGGUACGAGAAAUUGCGUGCGCGUUACGAAGGCGAAGAUCGGUCGCAGGACCGUGUCCGAACUCAAGCUCCCGUAGAAGUCUCUUCGUCCUCGUGCCUUGGCGCCAAUUGUAGUACACUCUGGGCCGGACCGGAAGAUGUCACCCACGUCCAGGUGGAACCAUGGCUGCCGGUCUCCGUUUUCGGUGCCCCCUUACCAAACGUCGCUCCAGCAGAAUUUCAAUUACCAUGGAGUAGCAGCCGGUCCGGCGAUCUACAAGAACCCUUAACCAAAAGACGUCAACGACGUUCCUAUAAAGCAGACUGAAAACAAAGAAGCAAUGAAUAUUCAUCUUCUAAUUCCUCUCAAGCACCGAUCGUUGAAUUGUUGUUCCACUUAUAAGAUUACAUACACACAACAUGAUCAUCUACAAUU